GUUAUUUAUACAAGAAUGGCCCGAGCCUUUUUUUGUUCAUCAAAAUUCGAGCGGCUUUUCAGGCAUUUUUUCUGCAUUUUCAAUAUUUUCGUUUUUUUUUCUCAAAAACAUCGACAUCGACCAUCAAUCGCUAAUCAAAAAUGGAUACUGAAUCAAACUCCAAAAUUGAUAUGUCAUUGGAUGAAAUCAUUCGUUUGGAUAGAACAAAGAAAUUUGCAGGUGGUGGACGUAUGAAUAAUAAUCGAAAUAAUCGGAAUAAUUAUAAUCAUAAUCAACGUUAUAAUAAUUAUCGAUCAUUCAAUAAUGGACGUUAUAAUCGAAAUACCAUGAUACCUAGGCGACAAUCCAAUUUUCAACAACAAUCCAAUCGGCCAAGAUCAAUAAAUUUUAAUCGAAAUUCCUCAUAUCAAUCGGCUACAUUACAUAUAUCGAAUUUAGCGCCAAAUGUUACUACUGAAGAUCUGAAUGAAUUGUUCAUGUCAUUUGGCAAUGUAAAUCGGGCAUUUGUGCACUAUGAUCAACAUGGUACCAGUCUUGGUACCGGUGAAGUUGAAUUCGAACGUCGUGAUGAAGCCAUUGCUGCACGUAACAAAUUGAAUGGUGUGCCAUUGGAUGGCAAACCAUUACAUAUAACUAUGAUUAAUUCACAAGUUGAAGAUUCGUUUACAUCGUUUUUACGAUCGAAAACAUCAUCAUCUCGUCAAUCAUCGAAUAAUCGUGCUAAUAAUUAUUCACAUCAACAACAACCACGACGACGUUUCAAUAAUAAUAACAACAAUAAUAAUAAUAAUAAUCAUCGAAAUAAAAACAUUUCAGCUGAUGAUCUUGAUCGUGAUCUUGAUGAAUGGCGGCAGGCAAAUUCGGAUGACAAUAAAAUUGUUAAUGAUAAUGUUCUGGCCGAAACGGACGAAAUGAUCGAUGAUAUGAUGAUAUGAUCAUGAACAAACAAACAAACAUCAUUCAAAACCAAAAAUCAAUUGAUCUGCUUUUUUCAAAAAAUUUCAUUCAUUAUUAAUCAUUCAUAAUAUACCUAAUUUUUUUC
Molecule: messenger RNA, 1042 nt
Organism: Dermatophagoides pteronyssinus (European house dust mite)
Lineage: Eukaryota; Metazoa; Arthropoda; Arachnida; Sarcoptiformes; Pyroglyphidae
Biological process (GO): mRNA export from nucleus
Cellular component (GO): nucleus
Molecular function (GO): mRNA binding
Source: RefSeq, a predicted model, not a curated record